Perkinsus marinus ATCC 50983 is the source of this 1434-nucleotide messenger RNA. RefSeq names its product UDP-glucose 4-epimerase, putative. The transcript has 13 exons. The record is from RefSeq and is a predicted model, not a curated record. Lineage: Eukaryota; Perkinsozoa; Perkinsida; Perkinsidae. The coding region runs from base 1 to 1434 and encodes 477 amino acids.
AUGGACAACACUAGUCCUCAACUAGGUACAGGUAUGGUCCCUGGUCUCGACAAUGCGGAGACUGUCCUUUGGCCCAGAGGUUACCCACUUAGUUAUAUCCGUCGGGACCGGGCAACCACCACAGCGAAGCCCUCUAGAACAUUAGACACUUGGACACGGGAGAUAGCCGUGGUCCAGACCCUGGCCGAUAACGACCCUGAUUUCGAUGCGAUAUACCGCUUAACUCGGCCUCUGCCGGUGGAUUUCCACCAGCUCCUGACAUCGGCAUUCCUCCUGGCUCCUCCAACCUUCACGCCUCUCAAUGCACAGGCGUGUCUCUUCAAGGCGUACGAUGCCCUAUGGGGACUCUACCUCCCCGUCACUGUGAGCAUCUAUCCCUACUCUAUCGUAUGGUCACACCCCGAGCAGGUCCAUGGACGUGUCAGCGACAUAUGGCGGAGCUUCGUCCUACAGAGGCUCCUAUGGGACCUAGGGGCCUCGGUGGCAGUAGCUGGCCGCACCUGGGUCAGACAGCUUAGGAAUUCACACGACUAUCUCGCUGACUUCAUCGCUGAAGACGAUGUGUACAAGAAGGCCGAGGCCAUGAUGAGGUUUUUGGUGGGAUGGAGCCCAACUAGUGGUAACCCUUUCCUUGGGUGCAACUGCGCAGUCCUGGGCAUCAACGGCAUGAUAGGCUCCAACAUCGCCAAGGCUUUGGUUAGACUAUCUUACUCCGAGGACCCCACGAGGCCUCAUUACACUGUGUUCGGGCUGGUGCGGUAUCGGGCUAACCUUGGCAACCUUGCCGGCGUGUUGGAAGACGUCCACCUGACUUAUGGCGAUCUCAGUGAUGCCCAGCGUAUACGGAGUAUCGUCCAAGAGGUCCGGCCGCAUCUAGUGUUUCACUUUGCUGCCCAAGGAAUCAAUGGGGUAUCCUUCCAGUCUGAGUCCCUCACCUAUCAGGCCAAUGUAGAAGGCACCUCUAAUGUGAUGCAGGCCCUUCGAGGUACCUCAGACAGUGUAGACUAUAUAGGCCGGCCUAUUCCCGAGUCGGCACCGAUGAGCCCGGUCUCCCCCUAUGGUGUUAGCAAGGCGGCCACUGAGAUGAUGUGCUUACAGCAGUACAAAGCCCAUGGCACUCACUGUGUGGCGGUCCGCUUGUUCAUUCACGUGUCGCCUGGGGGGACUGAGGCCUUGGCCUUGCAGGAGUUCUGUCGUCAAGUUGCGAUGAUCGAAGGUGGCAAGCAGGAGCCGGUCAUAAGGCAUGGCGCUCUGAAGACUCGACGAGACACAACAGAUGUCCGCGACUCGGCCGAGCAGUUUAUCAAAGUCUUGGAGAGCUCAGCCCCAGGAGAGGUCUAUAAUGUGGGUAGCUUCAUGGGGGAGGCCACUGGGGAGGAUGAGCACAAUGGGGUUGGGCAAUGUGGCCAAGGCUCGUCGUACCCUCCCCACUAG